AACGAAUAGCAUAGUAGCUGCACACCCGAGCACUUCCGCCUCAAGUACUCUAUUACAAUGUCUGUCGACACCAAGCAACGGUUGGUCCUCAACCUAGCCGACGUUAAGAUGGCAGCGGUGGAAAAGCUGCCGACUAUUGCUAGAGAAUUCUUCGAAGCUGGCUCAGCCGAUCAAGUCACAGUGUUGGAAAACACGACAGCUUACUCCAAAUAUCGACUACGUCCCCGAGUCCUAGUUGACGUCUCCAAGGCAGACACCUCCACGUCAGUAUUCGGCCAGAAGAUUCCGUUCCCCCUGUGCGCAUCGCCUGCCGGGAUACAGGCGAUGGCACACCCCGACGGCGAGCUUGCUACGAGUCGGGCUUGCGCGAAACGGGGUGUCCACAUGGGCGUCUCGACCUACUCCAACUAUUCCGUCGAGGAGGUUCGGGCAGCCGGGCUCGGUGUCGGGCCGCUGCAGCACGUAAUGCAGCUUUACACGAUGCAGGAUCGCUCGGCCCAGCUGCGUAUCAUCCGGCGCGCCGAGAAAGCUGGCUGUGUUGCUAUCUUCUUGACAGCAGACAGUCCGGUGCUGGGUGUAAGAUACAAUGAAGCCAGAAACGACUUUAGAGCUCCGGAGGGUCUCGCAUUUCCCAUGGCCGAGAAGACCACGGAGGCUAUACGUGCCCAGACACACGACGAGGGGUUUAUGUCUUUCAACUCGGACUCGCACUCCUGGGCGCGCGAGAUCCCCUGGCUGCGGAGUGUCACCAAGUUGCAGAUCUGGAUCAAAGGUGUCUUGACGGGAGAAGAUGUGCAACUUGCGUUAUUAAUUCUAUAUAAAUCUUAA
Diaporthe batatas is the source of this 828-nucleotide messenger RNA. RefSeq lists its product as uncharacterized. Bases 58 to 828 code for a protein of 256 amino acids. Gene Ontology annotation, molecular function: oxidoreductase activity. The transcript is spliced from 3 exons. NCBI's taxonomy places the organism in Eukaryota, Fungi, Ascomycota, Sordariomycetes, Diaporthales, Diaporthaceae. The record is from RefSeq and is a predicted model, not a curated record.